GGAGAGUGUCAGUCGGUCGAAUACGCGGUGCCGCUCUCGGCACUUCAGUCGCAUCGAGCUACUCGUGGAACGCGUGUCGUGUUGUGCAUGCAUGCAUGCUUGCGUGCGGUUAAACGUGCGUGCAUGUGUGUGCUUAUUAUUGUGGUGUACCCGGAGUGGUCGCGUGUGCAUGUGUGCGGGUCAUAACACGGUGUUGCGCGGUCUCGACAGUGCAUGUCGUGAUUACUAUAGCCAUCGUCUCGUCCGUCCGUCCAUCGCGAUCACGCCAAAUGCACGUCUCGCGCUUCUCGAGAUCUUGCAGUAACACCCGUGGUUGUUGCUGUGCCGUUUGACAGCGCGGCCGAUUCGAAGAACGAAGAGGAAGGGGAAGGAAGCCGCGUCUAGUCCCGCGGUUGAUGACUCUUCGAACGAUCGUACCGAAUACGCGACAACGAAGGAGGAGAAAGAGGAAUUGAAUCGUCUCGUUGCUCGUGCUGCGUCUCUUUUUCUCUGUUCUUCUUACGCUUCACAGCACGAUUUACGGAACUUAUCACCAAUCUUUUUCGCAUAGUUUCCGCUCCGGUUUCUCUUUCUUUCGCUUUUGCUUUUCUUUACCGAUUCAUCUCGCCGAUUUGGCCAUUUUGCCAAAAUGAAAAUAAUUCAGAGGUAUCGUCGUGCGAUUCUGGCACCUGUAUCGAUCGUGAUAUUAUUAUGCGGUUGUACCGAUCUCGUGUCAUCUCGAUCGCCUCGUUUUGCCGAACAUCCAAAAAAUGAUACCGAGUUCGUGUCCGUUGAUUGUGAACGUGUUAAGCCGUUUUUCGAGAGCAAAAAUAUCACGAUUUUGGUUGAUACGAAGCAAGCUACUGCAGAAGACAUUGCAAAAACAACUUGCAACGGCAUGUGCUGCAACCGGGACACCGAAGAACAACUGAGACAUCAAGCCAGGGCAGAUUUUCACGACUUGAUCCAUCAUCACAGCAGAAGUUUGCAAGGCCUUUUGGCGACAACGGCGGACGCGUUAAGGGAAACGGUGACGAUGCUCGCGAGACAGUCGGAGAACAAAACCUUAACCCUGUUCGAUCAAGUGUAUCGGACGAUGGCGGUGUCGAGCAGGCCCUCGAUAAAAGCCCUGUAUCAGGCGAUGGUCGAUUACGUGUCGCCGAGCAACACGCCGGACAGUUUGCAGCAACCCCUGACAAGGGACAUGCUUCAAGAGAAGUUCAUCGAGUUCUUCGCCAAAUUGUUCCCGAUCGCGUAUCACGGAGCUGUGAAUCCCCGCCAGUACGAGCAAGAUUUCACGGAAAAAUUCAAGACGUGCCUGUACGAAACGAUGGAACAGAUCCAACCGUUCGGUGACAUACCGAUCCAGGUCUCGAAAUCGGUGAGCAAAAGCCUGGAGGCGACCCGGGUCCUGGUCCAGGCGUUGACUCUCGGCAAAACGGUGCUGGACAGGACGGAUAGCGUGCUAUUUUCCGGCACCAGCCCCCAGCAGGAGGCCUGCUACGCCGCACUGCUCAGGAUGACCUAUUGUCCGAGGUGCAAGGGCAUCGGUCCCUCCGUCAGGCCCUGCAGUGGAUUCUGCACCAAUGUCAUGAGAGGUUGCCUGACGCAGCCAGCAUCCGAGCUGGACCUGGCUUGGUCCGGGUACGUGGAAACGGUGGAGAGGCUCGUGGUGGCGGUCGACGGUCGUAACGAUCCGUUGGGCCUGAAUGCCGAGAGGGCUGUCAGACAAUUGGACACCCGCAUUUCGGACGCCAUUAUGCACGCGAUGACGGACGGACCGGCGCUCGAGGAAAAGGUGAGGAAGGUGUGCGGCCGCUCGGAGCUGGAGCCAUCGUCGUCGAGCGAGAGGAGCGUCGCGGAUGCGGCUGGAACGGGGAGGUCGUCGUCGCCGUCGUCAGGCGGGAUCGAGAUGCACGCAGCUGGUGCUGCGCCCAGCCGGACCUUGCCGUCCCAGUUGCACGUGCAGCUCGGCAAUUUCCUGGCCAGCGUGGUCAGGUCUCGCACCUUCUACGGCACCCUGGCCGACACGAUCUGCGAGGAGUAUCCGGACAAACGGUGCUGGAACGGCGAACGAGUCGGGGAAUACACGAAGACAGUGGCGGACUCGAGUUUGACGGCGCAGAGGUACAACCCGGAGUUCACCGUGACGACGAUGUCGCCGACGACGGCUUCCUACGGCAACGCGAACACCAGCGUGCUCAUUGACCAAUUGAGGCACAUUAAUCAGAUAUUACAGUCUCAGUUGGCGUCCGCGCCCGACAGCGGAACGUUGCUCGGCGACGAGGCUUUGGAUGGUUCUGGAAGCGGCGAUCGGCCUAUAUGGAGGAAGAAAGGGAAAGACGAGGACAUCGAUAAUGAUGACGAGGACGUGCGCGGUUACGAGCACGACGACGAGGAGGCGUCCGGAUCCGGAAUGGGACCCACUACACCCGAUCCGAUGGUGAAGACGAAUCACGAGAAUCCAGUGACGGCCGGCGCUGGAUCGAGCGUCGUCCUGUUCUCGUCCAUCGCCGUUUCGAUGGCGAUUGGCUGUUGUGCACCGUUGUUGAUUGCUUAAAAGUUGCGGAGC
Messenger RNA from Apis florea (little honeybee), 2551 nucleotides. RefSeq names its product division abnormally delayed protein (gene dally). Gene Ontology annotation, biological process: positive regulation of canonical Wnt signaling pathway; regulation of protein localization to membrane; cell migration. The record is from RefSeq and is a predicted model, not a curated record. Lineage: Eukaryota; Metazoa; Arthropoda; Insecta; Hymenoptera; Apidae. Gene Ontology annotation, cellular component: extracellular region; cell surface; plasma membrane.